CUUUUUUUCCCUUCUCGCUUUUUCUUCUUCCCUUCCAGCUCGUGUUUCGCGCGACAUUUUUCUAAACCGCCUCUUCUAAAACCUCAGAUACCCCGCCAUCAUGUCUGCCAACGACUACUACAACUCCGCCGGCGGUAGCGGCUACCCUCAGCAGCAGCAAUACGGCCAGCAGCAGCAGCAGUACGGCGGUUAUCCCCAGCAGCAGCAGGGCUACCCUCAACAGCAGCAGUACGGCCAGCCUCAGCAGCAAUACCAGCAGCACCAGCAGCAGUACGGCCAGCCCCAGGGCUACGACAACAACCGCAGCGCCUCCCCCUACGGCCAGCCCCAGUACGACCAGCAGCAACAGCACCAGUACCAGCAGCACCAGCAGCAGCAGCAGUACGGCCAGCCCGGCUACAGCCAGUACCCCGGCUCCGAGCAGCAGUACCCCGGCGGUGCCCCCGGCGCUGAGGGUCAGGACGGCGACCGCGGCCUCGGCGCAACCCUCAUCGGCGGCGGCGUCGCUGGUUUCGCCGCCAAGAAGGCCGGUGGCGGUCUGAUUGGCAGCGGCCUCGCGGCUGUUGCCGGUGCCAUUGGCGCCAACUUGAUUGAGAAUGCCUUCGAGAAGCACAAGGAGAAGAAGGAGGCAGAGAACAUGUACUAUGGAGGCCAACAACAGGGACACCACCACCACCGUGAUUAAACGGGGCGUAUCGAACGCGAUGAGGACUUUUUAGUUGCUUUUUAUAUUGUUAGCAUUUCAUGAUAUAUGAGGGGCGUUUAAUGUCUUGUGUUUUAUAUGAAAUAAGAAUCAUGACGACUGUAC
This is a messenger RNA of Trichoderma virens Gv29-8, 808 nucleotides long. RefSeq lists its product as uncharacterized. The record is from RefSeq and is a predicted model, not a curated record. NCBI's taxonomy places the organism in Eukaryota, Fungi, Ascomycota, Sordariomycetes, Hypocreales, Hypocreaceae. The coding region runs from base 101 to 685 and encodes 194 amino acids. The transcript is spliced from 3 exons.